Didymosphaeria variabile is the source of this 807-nucleotide messenger RNA. RefSeq lists its product as uncharacterized. The transcript has a single exon. NCBI's taxonomy places the organism in Eukaryota, Fungi, Ascomycota, Dothideomycetes, Pleosporales, Didymosphaeriaceae. The record is from RefSeq and is a predicted model, not a curated record. Bases 1 to 807 code for a protein of 268 amino acids.
AUGUUUAUACAGACCGAGACCUUCUCAUUCAAUGUCCUCUAUGAAGGCAACCCAAACGCUCCUCUCGUCAUCCUAUCCCACGCAUUGAUGGCAAAUCUUCAUCUCUGGGAUUCAACAGUCCUCGCCCUUCAUGUAGCCGGCUACAGCACAAUCCGCUACGACCACGUCGGCCACGGAUCCACCUCGCGCCCAACAGAAAACCAGAUCGGAAAGCUCCACUUCGACGACUUUUGCCUCGAUAUUGAACGAAUAAUCUCCGCCGUCGCCCCCGAGAGAACACCAUUCGCAAUCAUCGGGUGCAGCAUGGGCGGCGUGCUUGCAAUCCGCUAUGCGAUGCUCCACCCCGGACGCGUCAAAAAAGUGGUCAGCUGCGGUGCGCCAGGGAUCAACAGCCUGGAGGAGUCGAAGCCAAAAUGGGCAGAAAGAAUUGAUUUGUUCACGCGUGAGGGCGUCGCGCCCUUGGCGGAGUUGACGGUUGAGCGCUGGAUUCCUGGGCCUUUCCCUGAAGGGGUGAGAGAUGAGGCGUUGAAACAAACGCUAGAGUGUACUCUGGAAGGAUAUCGGGCUUGCGCGGAUGCGAUUGUGAAUUAUAAGUAUAGAGAUGAGCUGGGGAAGCUCCAGACGGAGGACGUUAUGAUUCUUGUUGGGGAGAAGGAUAGCGCUAUCGGACCGAAGGAAUUGUCGGUAGAGCUUGCAAGUGAGAUAAGGGGAGGAAGAUUUAUGGAGCUGAAGGAUUGUGGGCAUGUUCCUCCUCUGCAUAGACGGAAGGAGUUCGAGAAGGUGAUUGUGGACUUCUUUGGUAGUUGA